UCGGAAGUGACUCUUCGCACUUGGCAUGCAGAGGCGAUAGGGGCAGAAGAAGAAGAAGAAGAAGAAGAAGAAGAAGAAGAACAGAGACUGUCUUGCGCUAACACGUCGCUGACUGAGUUGAGAGAUAUCUUCUCAUCUUGUCUCAUUCUUUUCAUUCCUUGUUGAGACUUUCUUGUCCAAAUGGUACAAGCAAGUAGGAACGUGAACAUCCAUGAGCCAGCCAGGGAUUUGAGCUCCUUCAAGCUCAAGAGCAAAGAUCCUCGAAGAUCGAUGUUUGUAAACAGCCUAGCGCUUGCCGCUUCAUGUAUUGUCUUCGCUGCUGCCCUGCUGAUGCUCGUUUCGUCUCCCGGGAGACCGGAGGAGCCGAACUCACGGGUCAAGUCAGUGCUCCUCCAGCAUGCGGUCACUCAGAAGUUGGAGCAAGAGAACAAGUGCGACAGCGCGUGCCAGCAGAAGAAGCAGAUGGUGGCAGCCGAGAUGAAGCAACUGCGCGAGCAGAUCAAGCAUGAUUAUGAUAGCAUGGUCACCUUCGGAAACAAGGCCGGGUACGUACCUCCCGUUCGCUCCAUCAAGGAACAGGUCAUGGAUGGAACCCUCCUGGGGGGCAGUGAUGAUGGUCCUGCUGCUCCUCCUCCUUUCGACCCCAAGCUCGCUGCCAAGCCCGGCAAAGCCUUCGGGGCUGCCAACAUGAAGAAGCUCCUUGCAUCGCAGGAGCCUCAUUCCCAGGCAAGAUCGAGAAGAUCCUCCUCCUCCUCCUCCUCUAUCCUACCUCCCGUUCAAUCUCCGGAUGACGUCGCCAAGAAAUUCCUUCAGGACGUUCCAUCAUCCAAGUCUAGC
This is a messenger RNA of Guillardia theta CCMP2712, 837 nucleotides long. RefSeq lists its product as hypothetical. The transcript has a single exon. The record is from RefSeq and is a predicted model, not a curated record. NCBI's taxonomy places the organism in Eukaryota, Cryptophyceae, Pyrenomonadales, Geminigeraceae. The annotation marks the transcript as partial.